Sphenostylis stenocarpa is the source of this 1140-nucleotide messenger RNA. NCBI's taxonomy places the organism in Eukaryota, Viridiplantae, Streptophyta, Magnoliopsida, Fabales, Fabaceae. The record is from the annotation of a GenBank genome assembly.
AUGCAAGCUCUGAUUCACCAUUCUCUCCUCCUUCGCCACACUUCUUCUUCUACUUCGCUCUCUGCAAUGUCUUCCACUCUCUUUCUUCCCUCCACCCCCUUCCUCGCCCCUUCCUCCAAUGGAAGAACCAUCUUCCCUCUCCCUCGAUCUAGGGUUUCUAUGAGCGUCUCCACCGGCUCUCAGCCUCCCCUUCACCAGACUCUGUUUGCCGAUUACAAAGUCUCCACUUCAUUCCUCUUCCCCGGUCAGGGUGCUCAAGCUGUUGGAAUGGGGAAGGAGGCCCAGAAUGUGCCUGCUGCUGCCGCUUUGUUCAGCAAGGCAAAUGACAUAUUGGGGUUUGAUCUUCUUGAUAUAUGCAUCAAUGGGCCAAAAGAAAAACUUGAUUCAACUGUUAUUAGCCAGCCUGCAAUUUAUGUCACAAGUCUUGCUGCUGUAGAGCUACUUCGUGCACGUGACGGUGGUCAGCAGAUUAUUGACUCAGUGGACGUUACAUGUGGUUUAAGCCUGGGAGAAUAUACUGCUCUGGCAUUUGCUGGGGCUUUCAGCUUUGAAGAUGGACUCAAGUUGGUCAAACUGAGAGGUGAGGCCAUGCAGGAUGCCGCUAAUGCUGCUAAAAGUGCUAUGGUUAGUGUGAUAGGACUAGACUCGGAGAAGGUCCAACAAUUGUGUGAUGCAGCCAAUGAGGAAGUUCCUGAAGCUGAGAAGGUUCAGAUUGCCAAUUAUCUGUGUCCAGGAAACUAUGCUGUCUCUGGAGGAUUUAGAGGAGUAGAAGUGCUGGAAUCCAAGGCAAAGUCUUUCAAGGCUAGAAUGACAGUUCGCUUGGCUGUUGCUGGUGCUUUCCACACUAGUUUUAUGGAACCAGCUGUGUCAAGAUUGGAAGCAGCAUUGGCAACUACAGAAAUCAGAACCCCAAAAGUACCAGUCAUCUCCAAUGUGAAUGCACAGCCGCAUACAGAUCCUGACACAAUAAAGAAGACAUUGGCCCGUCAGGUUACAUCACCGGUUCAAUGGGAAACAACGGUGAAGACCCUUCUAAACAAGGGUCUGAAGAAAAGCUAUGAAUUGGGACCCGGAAAGGUUAUUGCUGGAAUUGUCAAAAGAAUGGACAAAGGCGCUGAUAUUGAAAAUAUUGGUGCUUAA